This is a messenger RNA of Blepharisma stoltei, 354 nucleotides long. The record is from the annotation of a GenBank genome assembly. NCBI's taxonomy places the organism in Eukaryota, Ciliophora, Heterotrichea, Heterotrichida, Blepharismidae.
AUGAAGGAAAAUUUAACAGGAGGGAUAUAUCCCAAUUUUUAUGAUAUUUACGCACCCAGUGCUCCACCACUGUAUUUGCUAGAGGAAGAUGAAAAAAGCCAUAAAAGAUCUGCUUUGUUUGAGAAAAAAGAAAAUUUUUGGUGUUAUAAAUGCAGAAAGCAAGCAAGGAGGAGCAAUCGCAAGAGAAGAAGAAACAUUUUUUAUGAGGUAAAGAUGAAUAUAAGUUUAGUUUAUCAAAAAUCACUUAUAAAAAUAAAAAGAAUUUUGUGGAGGAAUCGACUAUACCCUGAGGAUCCUGAUUUUUGGGCACAAGGGAUUGAAAAUAUCUUUUAUGAUUCAUCAUUUGUUUGCUAA